CCCUACAUCCCCAUCCAUCCAUCCAUCCAUCCUCCAGCCGUACCGGAGGCCGCGGCGCCCCAGGCCGGGCUAUGGAGCGGCGCCGGGUGCCGGCACAAGCCCGGCGGGGUGGCGGCAGGCCCCGGCACAGCAGCAAGGCUCGAUCCAGGGCCGGCGGCGCCAGGAGCUCACCACCAGCGAGGGCCAGGGCCGCGGCCGCGCUCCCUUCCGGCCGUCCCCGGUCGGGCCGGGCCCGUUCAUCCCGGCAGGGCCGGCCCGAGCCGCCCUCGGGCGCGGGGCUGCCGGGGGAGCUGGGCCGGCGGUGCUGGCUGGCGCUGUGCUGCGAGCGGCUGCCGCAGGAGCCGGACCCGCCAGAGACCCACUUCCAUGAUGCACUCUUGGCAAAUUCGGAGGAGUCGCCGGUGAGGAGUGAGGCACGUGGAGAUCCUCCAUCACCUUUUCUGGAUGGACAGCGAUACUAUGAACAGGGGUCGUACAAACAAGCAUUAAAGCGAUUUGAAAAAAUCAAGGAUACAGAUUUUCAAGCAAUGUAUCAGCUUGGUGUAAUGUAUUAUGAUGGACUUGGCACUAAAAAAGACCCUGAAAGGGGAGUGGAAUACAUGAAUAAAAUACUCAACUCUGAUUCCCCAGAAGCAAGUCACUUGAAGUUUGCAGCUGCAUACAAUCUUGGCAGGGCGUAUUAUGAAGGAUGUGGUGUUAAACAUUCAGUUGAAGAGGCUGAAAGGUUGUGGCUCACUGCUGCAGACAAUGGAAAUCCAAAAGCAAGUGUAAAGGCCCAGAGUACUUUAGGAAUGCUUUAUUCUAUGCCAAUUCUAAAAGAUAUGAAGAAGGCCUUUUUCUGGCAUUCAGAAGCAUGUGACAAUGGAAAUCUGGAAUCAAAGGGAGCACUUGGCAUUAUGUAUCUCUAUGGACAAGGUACACAUCAAAACACUAAAGCUGCUUUGGAGUAUUUGAGAAAAGCAACAGAACUUGGAAAUACCUAUGCUCAAGGCCAUCUUGUGGAAUAUUACUACACUAGAAAAUUUUACUCAAAAGCUGCUGAACUAGCCGAAAGGGCUACAGCAAAUGAUGACAUCAACAUGCUAGCCAAGAAAAUUGAUUGUCAUCCAACAUAUUUAGCCAAGGGGGCUGCUAUGGCUGCUUUCUACUUGGCUAGAUGCCUCCAGCUUGGCCGAGGCACAGAGAAAGACCGGAAGGCUGCUGAGAAGUACUAUUCUAAGGCAUGCUAUCUGGAUCCUGUUGUUGCUUCUCACCUUGAAUCGGCAGCUAAUCUUGGGAUAAUUUAGUGUUUCUUUAACUGUGACUGGUAUAUAAUAUAUUUCCUACAAUAAACCGUCAUUAAUCUCCAGCAAUUAUAGACUGUUCAUCACUUACUGCUUGCUUUUCAACUUUCUAUAAAUUGUUAUUUAAAGCAA
Messenger RNA from Haemorhous mexicanus (house finch), 1415 nucleotides. It is a transcript of the gene LRP2BP, whose product is annotated as LRP2 binding protein. The record is from RefSeq and is a predicted model, not a curated record. Gene Ontology annotation, molecular function: protein binding. Bases 72 to 1286 code for a protein of 404 amino acids. The transcript is spliced from 8 exons. Lineage: Eukaryota; Metazoa; Chordata; Aves; Passeriformes; Fringillidae.